Trichoderma atroviride IMI 206040 is the source of this 1965-nucleotide messenger RNA. RefSeq lists its product as uncharacterized. The record is from RefSeq and is a predicted model, not a curated record. NCBI's taxonomy places the organism in Eukaryota, Fungi, Ascomycota, Sordariomycetes, Hypocreales, Hypocreaceae.
AUGGGCUUCUUGACCUGGUGCUCCCGCUGCGCAGGCGGCUUGAGCAUGUUGGCAUUGGUCGGCCUUUCGUACUAUGUUAUAUCUCGAGAGUCAGUCGUUGAAAACUACGGAUUCAUCCUAUACAGAGGUGCAAGUGCCAAAGAUGGAAGCCAUUCUUCCAAAAUCACCGCCGCUGGUGCUGGUAUAUGGACUUUUGUCUUCGCCUACUAUUGCCUCCUGAUUCAUUUCAUGGUUGCGCUGUUCCCUAUUCGAGCUUGCUGGUCCAUUUGGAGCAUUACAAAGUCACUUAGACAAUCUGCGCAAAGCAGAGCCGUUCAAAGCUACAAAGCCGCGGGCCUUCGCCGCCAAAGUUCUGCGUCUUCCAUUACCAGCUCCGAGACUUUAUCUUCUAGCGACAGCGACAAUGUGUUUUCGACGGCAAGCGAGCUCACUGAUUCUGAAUCCGAACUUUCCACCGAAGGCAAAGAUGGCAUCCAGAGCGGCCCUAUCAUCCACGCCAUCGUCAUCCCCAACUACAAAGAAGAAGUGGAAACUCUCAGAGAGACUCUGGACGUCUUAGCUUCUCACCCUCAAGCUCACAUUUGCUACGAUGUCUACCUUGGUAUGGAACUACGAGAGGCUGGCGGCGAAUCAAAGGCUUUGAGCCUCGUCCAGCGUUAUAUCAGAAAGUUUCGAUCCAUCGAUUAUACGCUACAUCCGGCAGAUAUUCCUGGCGAAGCUGCUGGAAAGGGCAGCAACAUAGCGUGGGCGGCGCGCAAGCUCAGUUCCAACUAUACAAUGUCUGCUCGCAAAAAUGUCAUUGUUACCGGAAUUGAUGCUGAUAGCCACCUUUCACCGCGAUACUUUGCCCAAAUCUCCAACAUGCAUACUGUCCAUCCAGAAACUGCUUCCACCACUCUGUAUGCCGCCCCUAUAAUCUUCGACCGAAAUGCCCACAACGUCAAUGCCUUUGUUCGCGUUGCCGAUAUUCUCUGGUGCGCCGCCGGAAUGUCUGGCCUGUACAGCAGCUCUGUCAUUGCCCCUCCCACAUCUGUAUACUCCCUGCCUCUUCAGCUUGUUGAUCGCGUCGGCGGUUGGGACUGUGACUCGGAUGCCAUUGGAGAAGAUUUACACAUGUUUAUCAAAUGCUUCUUCGCUCUGAACGGCCAUCUUACCUGCCGCACAGUGCUCAGCCCCGUUAGCCAGACCAACGUGUCUGGAGGUGGGAAAGGCGGCAUUCGAGGCGCUCUCUUGGACGUCAAGGCCCGUUAUAAGCAGGCAAUUCGACACAUGUGGGGAGCCUUGGACAGCGGAUUCGCGAUACGUAAGGCUUCUGAGAUGUGGAAAGACAGGAAGUACACCUCCAGAGCUUUCCGUCCCUUGCACAAGACUUGCCGUGGCGACAGCCUUGAUGGGUAUUUCCCCGAGGCUCAGCUUGAGGCAGGCUCCGAACUUGCAGCCGAGAAUGACGUCUUCUCCGAUAUCACGAGAGACACGCUGAAGGAGCCUCACUGGGAACACAUUUUCUACAUGGCUCACCGUCUGUUCGAAGCACACUUUCUCCCUCUUCACAUGAUGAUCCUAGUAGUCGCAUCUGCUCUGUACACAUUUGUUACGAAAGGUGGCGAAGAUCCCAACAAUCUAUCCUGGGUCUUUUCGGCUUGCAACGUUCUUCGGCCCCUUGGAUUCAUGGAGAUUGCCGUCUAUAUGCUCAUCUACGAGAGCUACCACCGAGUUUGUGUGCAGGCUCGCGAGAGGGACAUGAUCCAAGCUGGGUUGGCCGAUGGCAUGUGCUUUUCGCAUCGCUCUCUGAAGCAGAAUUGCAUCGAUUAUUUUCUGGUACCCGUGGCUGCUCUUUUAUAUGGCACCUUGCCGUGCGCCCAGGCGGAAAUAUCGCACUUUUGGACGGCCGACCUGGAAUACGCUGUUAGCAAGAAAGCUGUACGACAGCGAGCCAAGUCUGUGACCGUUGAAGAUGUCGUUUGA